Molecule: messenger RNA, 831 nt
Organism: Arxiozyma heterogenica
Lineage: Eukaryota; Fungi; Ascomycota; Saccharomycetes; Saccharomycetales; Saccharomycetaceae
Gene: RIM9
Product: Rim9p
Exons: 1
Coding region: 1-831 (276 amino acids)
Cellular component (GO): growing cell tip; cell division site; plasma membrane
Source: RefSeq, a predicted model, not a curated record
AUGUCUCGAUCUAACAAUGGGUUUGUCAUACUCAAUAUACAUAUCAAAACAGCUUUGUUAUUGCAAUUUGUUCUAAUUACUGCUAUGACCGCUGUUCAAAGUUUUCCAGUGUGUUCGGUUCCAGUGUCUACUAUUAGAUUAGCACAUAAUUCAAAGUAUGAGUAUGGUGUUCUUGGGUGGUGUGUGAAACAGCCUCAAAGGCAGUGCACUGGGACGCAAAUAGGAUAUAACGAAACAACCACAGAAUCAUCCAUUCAAAAAUUAUUAUUACCUUCAGAUUCUAAAUAUUCAGUAUCCAAGCUGUUAUUAUUCCACAUUAUAUCCUUUGGAUUGAGUAUAAUUCUAUGGUCUAUGAUAGUGAUAGCUAUGAUAUCACCAUUGCAAGAGUCGCCUCUUUUUUUGUUGUUAUUUACUUUAGUAAUGAUAGCGAUGUUUCUUUUUGCUCUGUUGAGCUGGCUAGUAGACAUAUUGUUGUUUCGAAUAUGGUUGGAUUGGCCAGGAUGGUUAAUGUUGGUGGUAGCAAUCACUUCUGCGUUUUGCGGUUCUGCCAUAUGGUCGUAUCGUAGAAGUGUGGAAAUAAGAAACUAUACAGUACUAAAUGAGGAGGAUAGUGUGGUAAGUAUAAAUCAGAUCGAAGUUAACAAUAAAAGGAGAGAUAUAGAAUCAAGAACCUACCAAGAGAGCAUUGAGAUGAUGCAUAUAGUGGAAUCUGAUCCAAUGAUGCUGUUUACCAGUGAUAUUUCUAACAACGAUCCAAGGAUUCGAACGCUAGCACUAGAAGAUGAAUUAAGAGAGCCAGACAUAACGUAUCAUCGGAUUGUGGAGGGGUAA